Molecule: messenger RNA, 5058 nt
Organism: Astyanax mexicanus (Mexican tetra)
Lineage: Eukaryota; Metazoa; Chordata; Actinopteri; Characiformes; Acestrorhamphidae
Product: mucin-2-like
Exons: 57
Coding region: 30-4487 (1485 amino acids)
Source: RefSeq, a predicted model, not a curated record
UUAUAUUGGUUGCAGAGUCUUUAAAAGUGAUGUUUUCCAUCCUGCUGUUUUUCGGUUUCUGCCUGCUGCCCUGCUGCCUCUCUCAUCAGUACCACUUUGUAAAGGAACCUAGAAGCUGGGCUGAGGCUCAGAGCUUCUGCAGACACACAUAUACAGACCUGGCCACUGUAAGCAACAUGCAAAACGAGAGCAGGAUUCUGGAGUCUGUCCGCGGCACCUAUAAGAGCUCUGCUUGGAUCGGACUGUAUGAUGACCCAAACAGCUCCUGGAAAUGGUCUCUGGAUGAUGCUCAGGGCUUCAGACCAGGAGAAAAAGACUUCAGGAACUGGCUCACAACACAAGCAGGCGUGUUUAGGAAGGAGUCUGUUUGUGUGCUAUCAGAUGUUGGCAUAUGGUAUCUUCAACCCUGUGAAACGCUGCUCUCAUUUGUCUGCUUUGAUGGAAGAAAAAAUGCCACCAACAAUUUGGUUCUGAUACACGACAGCAAAAACUGGACUGAUGCCCAGCGCUACUGCAGGAAGCAUCACACGGACCUGGCCAGCAUCAGGAACCGCCAAGAGAACUGCAGGAUUGCAGACAUAGUGACGACUAAUUUUGCCUGGAUCGGGUUGUACAGGACUAGACUCUGGUCGGACCAGAGCAACUCGUCUUUUAGGUUCUGGAAAUCAGAAGAUCCGUACGUGAGCUUAGAGAGUUUGGGUCCAUCCUGCACCUCUGUGUCUUUUGGAGACUCGGGAAGAUGGAGUGAGGAGAACUGCAACAUCACACUCCCCUUCAUCUGCCACAUAGGUCCUGCUGGUUCCCUUCGUCAAUACUGCUUUGUAAACGAACCCAAACGCUGGGCUGAGGCUCAGAGCUACUGCAGAUCUAACCACACUGACCUGGCCACUGUAGACAACAUGAACGACAUGAGGAAGCUGCUGGAGUCCGCCAAAGGCACUUACAGUGGCUCCGCAUGGAUCGGACUCUACGAUGAUCCAGGGCACAGUUGGAGAUGGUCUCUGGAUGACCCUCAGUUCUAUAAAGAGGGAGAGAGAGAGUUCAGGAGAUGGAAUGGGCAUCCUCUUAAUGAAUGUGGAAUUGUCUGUGCACUGAUGCUACUUAACACUCAUCCACUUUAUGAGGGGAAAUGGAUCGAGAAGUCCUGCGCUGAAGAACAUCAGUUCAUUUGCUACAAAGAAAGCAAUGACUCUACCAGGACUUACGUUCCGAUAGCUGAUCCGAAAAACUGGAUGGAUGCUCAGAAGUACUGCAGGGAGCACUAUGUCGACCUGGCCAGCGUAAGGAACCAAGAGCAGAACCUUGAGAUUUUCAGGAAGACAUCUGAAAUCACUGCAAUACAAUUUGUGGAUGGGGUUUGGGGAGUUUGGAUUGGACUGCACAGGACCAGAACUUGGUCAGAUAACAGUAACUCAUCCUUCACUUACUGGAAGCAGGGGGAGCCGGAUGACGGUAAGAACUCUGUGAAUGACUACCUGGAUCAGCACUGUACUGCAGUGUCCUUCAGCCAAUCUGGACAGUGGACAGACGAGAACUGUUUGACGGCUCUACCUUUCUUCUGCUACAGCUUGAAUUCCACAGCUGAGCCUCUGCCUACCCCAGCUAAUGUAUCUAACUCAGCGGGUACUGCAUUGAAUUCUACUGUUAAUCCAUCAACCACUUCACAUAUGAAAACUAAACCAACAGUGAAUACCACAGUCACAAUGUCCACAAUGUCAUAUAGUGACUCUAAACCAACAGGGAUGCCCAGUUCCACAGUGAAUUACACAACUACGGCCUCACCCAAACCAUCUACUGAACCCAACCCAGCAGUGAAUACCACAGUCACGGUGUCAACGAUAUCAUAUAAUGGAUCAAAAACAACAGGGAUGCCCAGUUUCACAGUGAAUUACACAACUGUGCCCUUGCCAAAACUAUCUACUGAACCCAACCCAGCAGCAAAUUCCACAGUUCGGCCCUCAUCCACCCCAGCUAAUGUAUCUAAACCAGCAGACAAUUUAACAGUUAUACCAUCACCCACUCCAGCUAAUGAAUCUAAACCAGCAGUGAAUUCCACAGUUGGACCCUUACCCACUCCAGCUACUGAAUCUAAACCAGCAGAAAAUUUCACAGUUGGACCAUCACCCACCCCAGCUAAUAAAUCUCAGCCAACAGAGAUUUCCACAGUUAGACCCUCACCCACCCCAGCUAAUGUAUCUAAACCAACAGAGAAUUCCACAAUAGGACCAUCACCCACCCCAGCUAAUGUAUCUCAACCAGCAGAGAAUUCUACAGUUAGACCGUCACCCACUACAGUUACUGAACCUAAACCAACAGUGAAUUCUACAAUAGGACCAUCACCCACCCCAGCUAAUGAAUCUAAACCAGCAGAGAAUUCCACAGUUGGACCCUCGUCCACUCCAGCUAAUGAAUCUAAACCAGCAGAGAAUUCCACAGUUGGACCCUCACCCACCCCAGCUAAUGUAUCUCAACCAACAGAGAAUUCUACAGUUAGACCGUCACCCACUACAGUUACAGAACCCAAACCAACAGAGAAUUCCACAAUUGGACCAUCGCUCACCCCAGCUAAUGAAUCUAAAUCAGCAGAGAAUUCCACAGUUCCCACCCCAGCUAAUGAAUCUAAACCAGCAGAGAAUUCCACAGCUGGAUCCUCACUCAGCCCAGCUAAUGAAUCUAAACCAUCAGAUAAUUCCACAGUUGGACCCUCACCCACCCCAAUUACUGAAUCUAAACCAACAGAGAAUUCCACAGUUAGACCAUCACCCACCCCAGCUACUGUAUCUAAACCAGCAGAAAAUUCCACAAUUGGACCAUCACUCAUCCCCGCUAAUGUAUCUAAACCAGCAGAUAAUUCCACAGUUGGACCCUCAUCCAUCCCAACUAAUGAGUCUAAACCAACAGAGAAUUCCACAGUUAGACCAUCACCCACCCCAGCUAAUGAAUCUAAACCAGCAGAGAAUUGGAACACAAUUGGACCCUCAUCCAUCCCAGCUAAUGAGUCUACAACAGUAGCACACAAUUCCACAAUUGGACCAUCACCCACCUCAGCUAAUGCCUCUAAACUAACAGAGAAUUCCACAUAUGGACCUUCACCCACCCCAGCUAAUGAAUCUAAACCAGCAGAGAAUUCCACAUCUGGACCCUCACUCCCCCCAGCUAAUGUAUCUAAGCCAGCAGAGAAUUUCACAAUUGGACCUUUACCCACUCCAGCUAAUGAAUCUAAAGCAGCAGUGAAUUCCACAGUAGGACAAUCACCCACCCCAGCUAAUGAACCUAAAGCAGCAGAGAAUUCCACAGUUGGACCCUCAAUCACCCCAGCUAAUGAAUUUAAACCAGAGAAUUCCACAGUUAGACCAUCAACCACUCCAGCUAAUGAAUCUAAACCAGCAGAAAAUUCCACAGUUGCCCCCUCACCCACCCCAGCUAAUGAAUCUAAACCAGAGAAUUCAACAGUUAGACCAUCAACCACUCCAGCUAAUGAAUCUAAACCAGCAGGGAAUUCCACAGUUGAACCUUCACCCACCCCAGUUACUGAAUCUAAACCAGCAGAGAAUUCCACAAUAGGACCCUCACCCACCCCAGCUAAUGAAUCUAAACCAGCAGAGAAUUUCACAGUUAAACCUUCACCCACCCCAGUUACUGAAUCUAAACCAGCAGAAAAUUCCACAGUUGUUCCCUCUCCCACCCCAGCUAAUGAAUCUAAACCAGCAGAGAAUUCCACAGUUGGAGCCUCAUCCAUCCCAGCUAAUGAGUCUACAACAGUAGAGAAUUCCAGAGUUGGACCCUCAGCCACCCCAGCUAAUGAUUCUAAUUCAGUAGAGAAUUCCACAGCUGAUCCCUUACCCAUCCCAGCUAAUAACUCUAAUCCAUCAGAUAAUUCCACAGUUGGACCCUCAGCCACCCCAGCUAAUAAUUCUAAUUUAAUAGAGAAUUACACAGUUGAUCCUUUACCCAUCCCAGUCAAUCAUUCUCAACCAUCAGAGAAUUCCACAGUUGAUCCUUUACGCAUCCCAGCUAAUUAUUCUCAACCAUCAGAGAAUUCCACAGUUGGACCCUCAGCCACCCCAGCUAAUAAUUCUAAUUUAAUAGAGAAUUACACAGUUGAUCCUUUACCCAUCCCAGUCAAUCAUUCUCAACCAUCAGAGAAUUCCACAAUUGGACUCUCAGCCACCCCAGCUAAUGCUUCUAAUUCAAUAGAGAAUUCCACAGCUGGACCCUUGCCCACCCCAGCUGAUGAACUUAAACCAGCAGUUUAUCCAACUGUUGAAUCCUCAUCCACUCCAGAUUCCUCAACUAAACCAGCAGCCAAAGAGGACGCAGACUCAGGCCUGAUUGGACUUAGAGCAAAAGUGACUAUGAAAGGAGAAUUAUCUGAGUCUGAAAUUGAGAAGUUGGUAUUAUUAAAGCUUGAGGAGGAAAUCCUUGGACUUGGCUUUCCUCACAACUUCAGAGUGCGCGUGAGGAUCACUCGUAAGAUUACCCCGUGAUUGAUUUUCGAUUUUUGGAUUUGUUGAAAUCGCCAUAAAUGAGGUGGAAACCUGUUUUGUUGGAAGCAGAUUGUUCUUGAAAACUGAUUGCAGCUUCUCCUCAGCCUACUGUUUAUAGAGCUGCCUACUGGGAGACUGACUGCUUUGCCAGUCUCAACAAUCAUCAAAUAGAGUCUUAUAGGAACACUAAAGGGCUUUUCAGCUUAACUUGUAUCUGCAGCAUCUGUAGUGUAUGAUUACUUAUGACUGACAUACUUUUUUGACAGAAAGGCUUUGUUUGAUCACAACAUACUGUAGAAACUGUUUGAAAAUCAGAAUUAAAAUAAGCCGGGCUUAUUUUACUGUGCAAUUUGGGUGUUGGAAAGUCUGGCAGAUAUGUGAAUGAUUACUGGUGUGAACUAGUUGGACACUACAGGCCCUAUUUUAGUGAUCUAUAGGCGAGCCGUCAACCACGCACUUGGUUUAAGGCUUGUCAGUGUGUCUUUGCUAUCUUAACGACAGGAAAAGUACACCUUGUGAGGCUUUAAACAAACAAAAGACAUGUAAUAAUUCUCUUUAUUAAUAGAUGCGC